AUGAAGAGACACGAAGAUACUUCUAUACCGCUGUCGUCUGAAGACAAAAGACCAAGACUAGACAUGCCUGAGAACACAGAAAACCAGGAGAACUUUACCAAUGUCGGUGACCAGGUCGCCUCUGUCUCCCAAACUGGUGUUGCCGAUGCUCAGGGUCACCCAGUCCAGGAGGUGGAGUCCAUGUGUAUGAGAUGCCACAAGAACGGUUGUACCAGAAUGUUGUUGACCAAGAUCCCAUUCUUCCGUGAGAUCAUUGUGAUGUCUUUCGCUUGUCCUCACUGUGGUUUCAGAAACUCCGAGAUCCAGGCUGCUGCUCAGAUUGCGGAGAAGGGCUCUCGUUACAACUUCAAGAUUGAGUCUAAGGAAGACUUCUCCAGACAAGUGGUCAAGUCCGAGACUGCUACCUGUACUUUCAGUGAGUUGGAGCUUGAGAUUCCUCCAGAGCGUGGCCAGUUGACCAACAUCGAGGGUCUCCUUACAGAGAUGAUCAGCAACUUGGAAUUGGACCAGGAGGCCCGUAAGGAAGCUCAGCCUGAAGUUUACGAGAAGAUUAAUGAGUUCAUUGCUAAGGUGAGAUCUUGCCUCGAAGGUGAGAACUUGCCGCUCACAUUCUACGUUGACGACCCUGCUGGUAACUCUUGGGUUGAAUACUUGCCUGGCCAGGCUGCUCACAAGUGGUCCAUGUACGAAUACAAUAGAACCGCUGAACAGAACGUCUUCUUGGGAUUGAUUUCCGCUGAUGACGUUGCUCAGCAUAGAUUGGCUGAACUGAAUAAGAAGAAGGAUGCUACCGAUCAGAAUGUGUCCUCUUCUUUGAAGAACGAUGAAUCUAAACAACCUACAGCAUCCGGUUUUGCUGCUGAAAGUGAGAUCGAGAACUUCGAAAAUGAGGUUCAGACAUUCCAUGCCACUUGUUCGGCCUGCUCCAACCCUUGUGAGACCCAUAUGAAGACAGUCAACAUCCCUCAUUUCAAGGAUGUCAUCAUCAUGGCCACCGUCUGUGACAAUUGUGGCUACAAGUCCAACGAAGUUAAGACUGGUGGAGCAAUCCCAGAGAAGGGUAGAAAGAUCACUCUUAAGAUCACUGAUCCUGAGGACUUGGCCAGAGAUAUUUUGAAGUCCGAGACCUGUGGUUUGAGAAUUCCUGAAUUGAACUUGGACUUGACUCCAGGUACAUUGGGUGGAAGAUUUACCACCAUCGAAGGUUUGUUGACUCAGGUCUACGAAGAAUUGCACUCCAGAGUGUUCACACAAACCUCUGACUCCAUGGACGAAGAGACUAAGCAAAGAUGGACUUCUUUCUUCGCCAAAUUGCAAGACGCUAACGAAGGUAAGAUUGGCUUCACCAUUAACAUGGAAGAUCCAUUGGCUUCUUCUUACAUUCAAAACGUGUACGCUCCAGACAACGAUCCAAACAUGUUGAUCGAAGACUACGAGAGAACUCAUGAACAGAAUGAGGAUUUGGGUUUGAACGACAUGAAAGCUGAUUAG
Candidozyma haemuli is the source of this 1491-nucleotide messenger RNA. RefSeq names its product zinc finger-containing protein (gene ZPR1). Gene Ontology annotation, cellular component: nucleus; cytoplasm. Gene Ontology annotation, molecular function: zinc ion binding. NCBI's taxonomy places the organism in Eukaryota, Fungi, Ascomycota, Pichiomycetes, Serinales, Metschnikowiaceae. The transcript has a single exon. Bases 1 to 1491 code for a protein of 496 amino acids. The record is from RefSeq and is a predicted model, not a curated record.